This is a messenger RNA of Spea bombifrons (plains spadefoot toad), 2288 nucleotides long. RefSeq names its product tetratricopeptide repeat protein 31-like. Gene Ontology annotation, molecular function: RNA binding; protein binding; metal ion binding. The record is from RefSeq and is a predicted model, not a curated record. NCBI's taxonomy places the organism in Eukaryota, Metazoa, Chordata, Amphibia, Anura, Pelobatidae. The transcript has 15 exons. The coding region runs from base 198 to 1517 and encodes 439 amino acids.
UGACAGCAGCAGGGUGGUACCUAGGCUGGCAAGGGUGGCGAGCCUGAGGCUGUAAGCGGAAGGAGGGGGUGCGGAGGGACAGAGCCGCCUGGGGCGGGUGAUGCCGCCGGAGUAUCCGAGCUGUUUCUUCCAGCAGAUCGGGGAACACAGUGUGACUGCAGGUCGGGCAGCAUCACCCCGAGACAUCAGAGAAUGCAAUGGACUUUGAAACUGCUGAAGGCAUCUGUGGCUGUCGGAAUGAGAUAAUGCAGAGGAAAGACCUUAAUCUUCAGGAGGAAGAAUUUGAUUCUGAUGAUGAUGAUUUGUCUGAAGACAGCCAGUCCAGGCAAAAAGCUGAGAAAAGGAGAGCCAAGAAAAAGAGACAGAAAGAACGUAAGAAACUGGAGAAGAAAAAACACCUGGAAGAGAACGAGCAGGAACCUGAGUGGGAUGUAACCAGCGCGUUUGUGGCCAAUGCUGCCAGCCACAUACGGCCAAAGACCAGAAGCAAGCUUGACAAGAAGCACAAUGCUAACAAAGAGAAUGAAGGGAAAAUGCAGGAGGGUGGCUGCAUAAAUUCUUCAAUCCAAAGAGGUCGACAUCUUGCUGAGCAAGGCAUUCAUUCGGUAAAAGAUGGAAAUUACACCAAAGCAGUUGAACUUUUUAGUGAAGCUAUCCGAUUAGACCCUAAGGAUUACAGGUAUUUUGGAAACCGUUCCUACUGCUAUGAGCAGCUGAAGCUCUACCCGAAGGCCUUGGUGGAUGCUGAAAUUUCCAUCCAGCUUUCUCCUGCUUGCCCGAAAGGUUAUUUCAGGAAAGGAAGAGCUUUGCAAGGCUGCAAUAAGUUUCUGCAAGCAGAAGAUGCCUUUAAGAUUGUUCUGCAGCUGGACGAAGGCUGUGAGGAGGCCUUGAAGGAGAUACAUGCUUGCCAAGUGAUGCAGCUCAUGGAGCAUGGAUUUACCCAGGAGCACAGUAUCAGUUUGCUGGAGAAAUACGAAUCAGUCAACGCUGUCUUAGAAGCUCCAAUCUCUGCAGAAGUCCUCCAAGGGACUGGGGACAUGUUUUUAGAAGAAUCGGUGGAAGACGAGCUUCUUUUUCUUAAUUAUCUGUCUGAAGCACAGAGUUCUUCUUUGUGGGUGGGUAAUGUCACUGACCAAAUAACAGAAAAGCAGCUGUGGGACCUUUUUAAAUGUUAUGGAGACAUUCAUAGUAUUCGGCUCCUUGGUGAACGUUUUUGUGCAUUUGUUAACUUUAAAUGUCCCGCUGCUGCAGCCAGAGCGCUAGAUGCACUACAGGGCAAAGAAAUAGAGAAUACGAAGCUAUUAAUUCGAUACCCAGACAAGCCUUACAGACCUGCUACUGUGAGCAGUGCAGAAGCACAAACAAAGACGGCCUCCAUGAUGUCUAAGAAAAAAGGAGCAGCAAAAAGCAGUGAAUGUUACUACUGGAGGUCCAACGGAUGCAGUUUUGGAGAUAAGUGCCGCUACAAACACGUCCCUGAGAACAAAGGGGUUGAUAAAAAGCACUGGAAAAGUUAAUGCAUCCGGAUUUAGCAUAAAAAAAACCUAUGGCUCCUGGUCCAAAAAAUUGCCACGACUACUCUUUCAUUCUAGAUAUUCCAUUGAUCUCUCCUUAAACCUUACAUUCUAUCAAGAAUAUGAAAUGAAGUGUCACCACGUUUAUCUCCUUGGUUACUUUAAAACAUUAUUGGGCCUGGGUAAUUUUAAUUAUUUUUGCACAUUCAGCAUCUCUUGCUGAGUAUUUGAGGAUCGGAGCCUGCACUUUAUUUUAGAAUCCGGUGGACAAUUGCACAACCUACAUCAUCAUUGACACACCUAAAAUUAUGACUUCAUAUCCCGGAUUCACCCCAAAAGCCAUGGAAUCCAUCUUCAGUAGGAGCCGAAUAAUCAGCUGCAUUCAUAGCUUUUGGUCCUUGGGGGGCUUCUGGGUUAGUAUGUUAGGACCAGUUUACUUUUUUUUUAAAACCUUUUGUUUUCCAGCAACUGUAAAAUCCAUGAGAAAUGUUCUUUUUCAAUGUAAUUUGUGCCAUGUGGAAAAAUGUUGCAUAUGAAAUGUGACUCAGAAGGACCAACAUUUGAUGCCAACCAUAUUUUAAGUGAAUACUUUUAGGAGUCUAAGAAAUCAAAUAUUACAGUUUUCUCUGAUGUGCCUUAUUUUAUACUGAUGUUUUCUACUCUUAACACUUGGAAUACACACUGUAUUAUGGGGAGUUCAUUAUUUUUUUGUUCAUGCUAUUAUUGUUUGUAUUCCAGUGCUAAUGUUUCUCGAGCAACUUGGCCUUUCAAGGA